This is a messenger RNA of Bemisia tabaci, 747 nucleotides long. The record is from RefSeq and is a predicted model, not a curated record. NCBI's taxonomy places the organism in Eukaryota, Metazoa, Arthropoda, Insecta, Hemiptera, Aleyrodidae.
CAUAAGGCAGUCUCUGAGCAAUUUGCAACAAGUCAGUUUUUCAAACAAACGAAGGUGUACCCAGAAUGGGAUUUGCCAUCCGUCACGCCUGCCUACAAUUUAAUGGUCGUCAAAAAGGAGCUGCAAAAGACCGAGAAGAUUUUAGAGGAGAAGCGGAAGGAGAAUAAGCAGUAUCGCGAUCUACUCGACUCAGAGUGGGCAACAUUGCGACAGAAACAAAAAGAAGUUAUGGAAUCCUUCCCCAACCAUCAAACUUUCAUAAUUGAGAACGAGAAAAAGCGAGAACGAGCGGAGCACGUGAUUAAGGUUGAAAAAGAAAAACAGGAGAAAUUCGAUUCGUCUAUUAAUGAGUUGAAGGAGAAAAUCAAGGAGUCGCUCAAAAUUCGAGACGUCAUGCAGAGUUACGUGGACCAGUACAAAAUCUACGAGGAUUACUUGAAGAGUGUGGUGGAGUCAUUGCCGGAGUUCAACUCGAUCAAGGAGGUGAUCGACAGGUACCGGACCCUGAUCUCGGUGGAGCGGGAGCUGGAGGAGAGGAAAGGAGCGGAGGUGGCGGCGAUGGAGGGAUACCGGAAGAGUAUGGUCGAGCUGACGGUGAGCAAGUCGCAGGAGAUGAUGGUCCUCAAUAACAAACUCAUCGAGCUCCAGAGUAGCCACGAGCGGGCCAGCAAUCAACUCAAUUGGUUCCAAGACAUGCUCUCCGUCAUCGAUGCCAACGCCAGCAGACUCUUCGUCGAGCACUCAAUC